This is a messenger RNA of Purpureocillium takamizusanense, 771 nucleotides long. RefSeq lists its product as uncharacterized. The record is from RefSeq and is a predicted model, not a curated record. Bases 282 to 734 code for a protein of 150 amino acids. The transcript has 3 exons. Lineage: Eukaryota; Fungi; Ascomycota; Sordariomycetes; Hypocreales; Ophiocordycipitaceae.
CGGCAGGGAGGGAGGACAAGUGGGAGGUGAGUGGGCGAAGGGAAUGCAAUACGUCUUUUUUUCGGUUGCGGGGUGGGAAGAGAGUACAAAUACGUAGGUGGCCGCGAGGGAGAGAGGGCACGCGCAAAAAGGUUGUCUGCCCGUCCUUCCCCCCCCCCCUCGGUACCUGCGUUUGCCUCGACCUUGCAUCAUCACCAUCCUCGUCGUCACCAUCAUCGUCUCGACCAGUCCUUCUCAUAGCUCAUCCAUCUACCUCGUCGAACACGACACAACCGCCCAACAUGUCUCUGCACUACCUCCCCCCUGUCAAGCCCUCGGCCAUCGCCCUCGGCACCGCCUUCAACCAUGGCAUUGAGCUCGCCGUCCUCUCCCCCAUCUUCGGCCAGACCUACCAGCGCGCCAAGUCGGCCAACACCAAGGAGGAGUUCCUGCGCUCCAAGGAGGCCAGCGGCGCCGCCGCCGCCUGGGGCACCUCGUUUGUUGGCGCCGCCCUCCAGAGCUACGGCGUCGGCGCCCUCAUCAACGCCACCGGCACCCUCUCCUACAAGGGCGCCGCCUACCUCGGCGGCCUCAUCUUUGCCGCCACCGCCGCCCCGACCUUCCUCGCCCAAGUCUUCAGCGAAAAGAGGCCCCUCGACACCGUCGGCGUCAGCGUCGCCGCCAAGCUCUUCGAGACGGUCGGCUUGUCCAUCUUCUUGACCUGGUGGGGGACUCGCACCAACCCCUUUGAGUAGACGUCCUGUCUUUUGAGGAUGCGUCUGCCGCGAACCU